AUUUUGACUACCUGUCUAGAAUUACCGUUGUCCUCUCUCCCUCUUACUAAAGAUUGACCAUUCAAAUGAAGCGUUUGACUUCCUCAAUUUGCUUCUUAAAUUUUCGCCCUCGCUUGUUUAUACUUACAGAAAGACAGUUUAGAAACUGUCAGUGAAAUUCUCGUUUUUGGGUACACUAACACGUUUAUAACGUCUUUUUGGGACCGAUAAAACGUCCUUCAUAUUGUCAGCAUGCCGUUGCAAGCGAAACACUUCGUACAAGGAUUUGUUUACGGUGCACUUACGGGUUGCUGCGUUUGGGCAAUUGUAUCUCGAAUCCGUCCAAAGAAACACAUAAGCACACACAAGAAGGAUGAUGUGGACGAAGAAGACAUCGUAAACGGUGUCGAGGGUUUGAUUGGCAAUACCAAAUUAGUACGAAUCAAGAGUUUGUCAGAGGCCACAGGCUGUGAUAUUCUUGCCAAGGCAGAACACUUGAACCCGGGGAACUCUGCUAAGGAUCGUGUUGCUCUUUUUAUACUGAAGGACGCAGAAGAGCGUGGAUUGCUACGGCCGAAACAGGGUGAUGUGGUUUUUGAAGGAACAUCAGGUUCAACAGGCAUUUCAUUUGCCAUGCUCGGUCGUUCUCUGGGCUAUGAAACACGUAUUUACAUGCCAAACGAUCAGGCCCAGGAGAAAAGUGACAUGCUCUCCAUGUUGGGCGCAGAUGUUCAUCGUGUUCCCCCGGCUCCCAUUAUGGAUCGUAAGAACUUUGUCAAUAUUGCCCGUGACAAGGCAAAGGAGUUGACAGAUGAUGUGAACACGCCCAACAAAGGUUACUUUGCUAACCAAUUCGAAAACCUUGCCAACUGGCGUGCUCACUACGAGACGACAGGUCCCGAAAUCUGGCGCCAGUGUGCAGGAAGAGUCGAUGCUUUUGUUACUGGUUCUGGCACGGGUGGUACAAUUGCUGGAACGUCUCGAUUCCUCAAAGAAAAGAACCGUAAUAUCCUUGUCUGCCUGUCUGAUCCACCAGGAAGUGGUCUGUACAACAAGAUUGUCAAUGGCGUUAUGUUUGAUAUCCGUGAAAAGGAAGGUACACGUCGUCGUAAACAAGUGGAUACGAUUGUGGAAGGUAUUGGAUUGAACAGAAUGACACGCAACUUCUCCAUCGCUGAACCAUUGAUUGAUUGGGCUUAUCGCAUUACAGAUGCACAGGCCGUGCAAAUGUCCCGUUGGUUAGUGCACAACGAUGGUCUUUUCGUUGGCAGUUCUUCUGCUUUGAACUGUGUUGCCGCAGUAAAGAUUGCCAAGAAGCUGGGACCCGGUCACCGAAUCGUUACUAUUUUCUGUGAUCCCGGCCAUCGUCACUCAUCCAAACUUUACAAUGAUGCAUUCCUUGACAAGGAGGGUCUGCCUCAUAACCUGCCUGAAGAUUUGAGUUUUGUAGAUGCUGCCGAGGAAAUUAAUUUGCCAGUGAAACGUUGAUUCAUCAGUUUUAUUUAUCAAGCGAAAUACCUGUAACGACCAUCUUCACAAACAGAACAGCAUCGAGUAUGUAAAUAAAAUUCUGAAACAGUCUAAUCAACCAAAGAACAAGAACAAGAACAAGGGAGGGAUCCAAGUGUAACAUUCGACACUACAAUUGUAUUUCUGUGAUUCUGUUACUCUAGUUAUUACUGCCAUUUCCCUGUCUAUAACAUAGCAUUUUUGUAAAAGACACCCCCGCAAAUAUCCCAC
This is a messenger RNA of Schizosaccharomyces japonicus yFS275, 1719 nucleotides long. RefSeq names its product cysteine synthase Cys12. Gene Ontology annotation, biological process: L-cysteine biosynthetic process. The coding region runs from base 232 to 1467 and encodes 411 amino acids. The record is from RefSeq and is a predicted model, not a curated record. NCBI's taxonomy places the organism in Eukaryota, Fungi, Ascomycota, Schizosaccharomycetes, Schizosaccharomycetales, Schizosaccharomycetaceae. The transcript has a single exon. Gene Ontology annotation, cellular component: mitochondrial outer membrane. Gene Ontology annotation, molecular function: cysteine synthase activity.